AGCUGUGGAGAUGCGAAAACAAGGGAAGAGACAUGGACAACUUUUGUACUAGCAUGAUGAUGGUCACUUGUCACCUGCCACGGUUUGUCCUCACCUAACAUGUAAUACACCGAUCGAGGUCUGCUACCACGUCACAAUUCACCAGAUAGCACCAAAAUAUCUUGCAAUCCUAUCACGGACUGACAGUGACUCAAUCACUCGCUCAAUCGAUGGGUCGGGCUGGUGACCACGCCAGCGCCGGCGCGGCCGACGGCCGGCUGGAGGCGUUGCUCUCCGGCGCCGGCGCCGGCUCGGAGGAGCCGUGGCUGAGGCGCAUGGCGGCGGCGGCGGCGCUGGAGCUGCGGCUUCUCGCGCCACUGGCCGCGCCGGCCGUGGUGGUGUACAUGCUCAUCAUCGUGAUGUCGUCGGCCACGCAGAUCUUCUGCGGCCAGCUCGGCAACGUCCAGCUCGCCGCCGCCUCCCUCGGCAACAACGGCAUCCAGGUCUUCGCCUACGGCCUCAUGCUGGGGAUGGGGAGCGCGGUGGAGACGCUGUGCGGGCAAGCCUACGGCGCGGAGAAGUACGAGAUGCUGGGCGUGUACCUGCAGCGCUCGACGGUGCUGCUCACGGCCACCGGCGUGCCGCUCGCCGUCAUGUACGCCUUCUCGGAGCCCAUCCUCCUCCUCCUCGGCCAGUCGCCGGAGAUCGCCGCCGCCGCCGCCGAGUUCGCCUACGGCCUCAUCCCGCAGAUCUUCGCGUACGCGGCCAACUUCCCCAUCCAGAAGUUCCUGCAGGCGCAGAGCAUCGUGGCGCCGAGCGCCUACAUCCUGGCGGCCAGCCUCGCGCUCCACGUGGCGCUGAGCUGGGUCGCCGUGUACAGGCUGGGCCUCGGCCUGCUCGGGGCCUCGCUCACGCUGAGCCUGACGUGGUGGGUGCUGGUGGCGGGCCAGUUCGCGUACAUCGUGUGGAGCCCAAGGUGCAGGCACACGUGGACCGGGUUCACUUGGGCCGCCUUCGCCGACCUGCCCGGGUUCGCCGGGCUGUCCGUGGCGUCGGCGGUGAUGCUGGCGCUCGAGGUGUGGUACUUCCAGGUGCUCAUCCUCCUCGCCGGCAUGCUGCCGGACCCACAGGUCGCGCUUGACUCGCUGACGGUGUGCACUUCGAUCCAGUCAUGGGUGUUCAUGAUCUCCGUGGGCUUCAAUGCCGCUGCCAGCGUGAGAGUAGGGAAUGAAUUGGGCGCCGGCAACCCCAGGUCUGCCGCGUUCUCCGCGUGGAUGGUCACCGCCCUGUCGGCGUUCGUCUCGGCCAUAGCCAGUCUCGUCACUUUCCUGCUCAGGGACAAGCUCAGCUACAUCUUCACCGGAGGCGAGAUCGUCUCGCGCGCCGUCGCCGAUCUGUGCCCCCUGCUCGUUGGGACCAUUGUGCUCUGCGGGAUCCAGCCCGUGUUAUCAGGCGUGGCUGUUGGCUGUGGGUGGCAAGCAAUGGUAGCAUACAUCAACAUUGGAUGCUACUACUUCAUCGGCCUACCAAUCGGUGUUCUUCUUGGAUUUAAGUUUGACUAUGGCAUCAAGGGAUUGUGGGGAGGCAUGAUUGGGGGCACCCUGAUUCAAACACUUAUUCUGAUCUGGAUCACGUUCAGGACUGAUUGGAACAAGGAGGUCGAGGAAGCGAGGAAAAGAUUAGAUAAGUGGGACGACACAAGGCAGCCUCUUCUGGCUAACAAGGAGUGAUGAUGUCAGGAAUGGAUGAAGAAGAGUCAAUAUGCUGCUGCAAGUAGAUCCAAUCUCCAAUAUUCUUCAGUGCCAUCUCAUCUCCCACUGCUAAACUGCAAUUAUAGACCACUCAAUUCAGUAACGUACUAAUGUGUAGUUCGGUCAGUUUCGUAUGAGAUCAUGCUGUUUCAGAAUUAAAAAACUAAUUCUCCUCACCUAAUGAUACUAAUUUGAGGCCACAAA
Messenger RNA from Phragmites australis (common reed), 1934 nucleotides. Its product is annotated as protein DETOXIFICATION 40-like. The record is from RefSeq and is a predicted model, not a curated record. Gene Ontology annotation, biological process: xenobiotic detoxification by transmembrane export across the plasma membrane. Gene Ontology annotation, cellular component: membrane. The transcript is spliced from 7 exons. The coding region runs from base 210 to 1709 and encodes 499 amino acids. Lineage: Eukaryota; Viridiplantae; Streptophyta; Magnoliopsida; Poales; Poaceae. Gene Ontology annotation, molecular function: antiporter activity; xenobiotic transmembrane transporter activity.